Molecule: messenger RNA, 4407 nt
Organism: Acyrthosiphon pisum (pea aphid)
Lineage: Eukaryota; Metazoa; Arthropoda; Insecta; Hemiptera; Aphididae
Gene: Csk
Product: C-terminal Src kinase
Exons: 11
Coding region: 1275-2597 (440 amino acids)
Biological process (GO): protein phosphorylation
Molecular function (GO): ATP binding; protein tyrosine kinase activity
Source: RefSeq, a predicted model, not a curated record
CAGCAGCAGUCUGCAGUUUGCCGCAUCGCGCCGAAACAGUGAAAUCUCAACGUCGUAUUAUUAUUAUUUUAAUCAGCUGAUCUCUGCCUUGCCCGAAUCAACGUUAUUAUAGUUCUAUUUUCGAGUAGAACAUAACUGCCGAGUAUAGAAUGAUGCGCACACGGCCCGUGCAAUCCUGAGGUCUCGUAAUUAUUAUUAUUCGCUGAUCAUUCGUGUCUUGCUGUUUUCAAGUCGUCGACGUGAAAAUGAUUUAUGGAUAUAUACGCGUACGAACCGUAACCGAACUACAACUGAAGACGCUAGACACGGUAGUUUUUAACGACGGACCGUCUUGCAAGUCGUCUUCGGCACUCGCUCGAUGUAUCAAAUUCGUUUUGAUCGUUUCACCUGUCGCCUAAAAAUUUCAGUUUUUGGUCACAUACGAAAACAAACUUACCCGUGUACAUAUUUUGGACUGUUAAAACGGAAAAUUGAACGGAUCUAGUUCAAGGCAUAGGAGCCGUUAAUAUUAGUAGUUUAAACUUCAAGGGUUCUCUCGAAUCUCGUUGAUUCCAUUCUGUGGUUUUCUAUUCGAUAUUUCGAUCUUCGGCGGCAAAGAAGACGAAGACGACGACCGCGGCAGUGUGACCAUUUGUCUGGCGCACGAAUUCGUUUCGGUCCGUCGGCAGCGUUGACCGUGGCCCGCUGCGCGCGUUCGUCAACGAUAAUAUUAUUGUAUACAACUGUUUUCGUGGUGUGUGCGCGUGCGCUCGAGUGUGUAUAUUGUGUUUACCAUAAUAAUAUAUCGUCAUUAUCAACGCGUAUCGCCCGAUUAUCAUUUCAUUACCAAUAAUAAUAAUAACAAUAUAAAAAGUAGUAAUAAAUAAUAAUAAUAGUGUUUUUCGUUCGGUGCGCGGUAGCGUCGGGUUUAAUGUCAUUUCGCGAAUCUCUCCGUUCGGUCUUUCGAUCGAAAAACUAGCACUCGCGGAACUGGUUUCGCGACUGCGUCGCCGACUACGACUACUACGACGACAACACAGCUUAAUUUGUAUCGCACGUUUGCAGAAAACAAAUUCCGCGGAGUACCUACGCGAUUUGUGAAAUUUUCGUCCGUCGCUGUUAUGACGGAUCGUCGUCCGACGAGAUCCCGAUUCGCCGAAAACCGUUCCGGUCGUCCACGCUAACCCGGGAAUACCGGUGGAUCAAACGGUCAUUAAUUGCAGUGAAUCAAUGUUCUGUCACGGAUAAAUUGGAUCAAAUGGUCGUUGGCCAAUCGUUGAACAAACACUGGAAAAAUGGAUCACGGGUAUCAAAAUACCGGCAGAACCCAUUUUGGAACAACUCCUCAACAAUUGGUUACACACUCGUUUUGCGACAGAGCUUCGCCAGUAUCACCCGUCACAAACAUCGGAAGUUACUCUUCAUUUGUUCAACACGUAAAAGAUGACAACAAUAUGAAUUCGUUACAACGCAAAGCACAAGUGAAAUUAAAUGCCAUGCCAUGGUUUCAUGGAAAAAUAUCAAGAGAGAUGGCUGAAGAUUUACUAACACCAAAAGAAAAUGGUCUAUUUCUGGUUAGAGAAUCUACUAACUAUCCGGGAGAUUAUACACUUUGUGUUUGUUACAUUGGUAAAGUGGAACAUUACAGAGUUAAGUAUAAAGACAACCAACUUACAAUCGAUGAUGAAGAAUUUUUUGAAAAUCUAUCCCAAUUAGUCGAACACUACCAAAAAGAUGCUGAUGGCCUAUGUACACAAUUAACUAAGAGUCUACCUAAAAAAGGCAAACAAGAAUUUUGUAUUGAUACCAAAUCUUUUAUUGAUGCCGGAUGGGUUAUCCAAGAACAGGAAUUACAGUUAAACGAAACCAUUGGCAAAGGGGAAUUUGGUGAUGUAUUAUUAGGAGUGUACAGAGGAGAAAAAGUAGCUGUUAAAAUGUUGAAAGACUCUAGCGUAGAAGCCCAAAAAUUCCUAACAGAAGCUUUACUUAUGACGUCUUUGAGGCAUGAAAAUUUGGUUGAACUUCUUGGACUUGUAUUGAAUGAAAAACAUUUAUUGCUAGUUACUGAAUACAUGGGUAAAGGUAGUCUUGUUGAAUAUUUACGAUCAAGAGGAAGACUUCAUGUCACCAAAAAAGAUCAAAUCAAUUUUGCUGUUGAUACGUGUAGCGGUAUGGAGUAUUUAGAGUUCAGAAAAGUAGUGCAUAGAGAUUUAGCAGCUCGAAAUGUUUUAAUAUCAGAAGCCGGAGUAGCUAAAGUAGCUGAUUUUGGAUUGGCACGUGAAGAAAAUUAUAUUGUGGAUGCUGGAAAAUUGCCCAUCAAGUGGACUGCCCCUGAAGCACUUAGACAAGGAGUGUUCUCAAAUAAAUCAGAUAUGUGGAGUUUUGGAGUUCUAUUAUGGGAAAUUUAUUCUUUUGGUCGAGUUCCUUACUCUAGAAUACCAUUAAUUGAUGUAGUAAAGCAUGUAGAAAAAGGAUAUCGUAUGGAAGCUCCUGAGUGUUGUCCUCCAGAAAUAUAUGAAAUCAUGAGACAAGCAUGGGACUUAUUUCCUGAACGAAGACCUACGUUUAAGGAUGUUAAGACCAAACUAGCACAAUUAAAAGUUGUAACUAUUAACUAAAAGUUGCAUUGACUAAUGACUAAUGUAUAAUAAUAUAUCUGUGCACUAACUUUGUUAAUAUCUGUAUAGUAUCAAAUUUAAUUAAUAUUUAUGAGCUAGUCUUUAUUUUAUCAACCUUCAGUAUUUUUUAUUCUUUAGUGUUUUUUAAAAUUAUUAUUAUUACUAUUACUAUUAUUAUUGUAUACUAUUUAAUAUUUAUACAAAAUAAAUGCAUUUAGUAUUGGUUGAGGUAGAUUUUCAAACUUUUAACCGAGUUACAUAACUACAUCAAUUAUGAUGCUGAAUAAUGUUUGGUAUCACACAUUAAAUAUAAAUGUUUUUUUUAACAUGUUCACAUUAUUUAUAUCUAUUAUAUAUUUAAUCAAAAGCAUUUAAUUUAUAUAAAAUGGGAUCUUACUAUUAAAUAAUAUAUAAACUGAACUAAUAUACUUAUAAUAAAUUAAUUUGAUAUCAUAUUAAUAGUCUUUGUGGGUAUUAACAUUUUGAAAUUAUUAUACAUAUUAUAUUGAUAUUCUGUAAAAUGCUUUAAUUAUCAAAGACAGUGUUAUGUAUGGUAUAUACAUGUGAUAUUUAAAUCAGGAAUUAAUACUGAAUGUAUAUACUAUUUUUAAUAAUUUUGUUCAUCAAGUUAGUUUAUUUAUUGCAUUCGGAUUAUCAUUAAGUAUGUUAAAAAUUAAUUAAUACUUCACCAAUACUAAGCAUUUUAAUAUUAAAUUUUUUUUGAUUGUAUUUUGGGCUUGAUUGUGUUUUUCUGUUUGUUUUUUUUCAAUUUUAUUUCGUUAUUCAAUUGAUAGGUACAAUAUUUUAAAAUACUAUUUUGCAAAAAAUCAACAUCAAACUCAUCUCAUUGCAAUAAAUUGAUUUACUUUAAUAGUCUAUAUAGAUAACAAUGUAACUUAAUAUGUUAAUUUUUUUUAUAUGAUGUAAAAGUUAUUUUUUCUAUAGUAGACAAUUUAUUAUUAAAUUACUAUUUAUUUAUCAUUGAACUUGACUGUUAUAAAAUGUAUUUAUAGCAAUUGUAACUUAUCUAUUAGAAAUUGGUUUCAAUUUUUAUCAAUUAUUUAUCAAAUACUUUCUAUAAUAUUUAAUAGAUAAAUUUGCAUAGAUUUUACUUUUUAGUUUGCUUUAUAUUUUUGAAUCUAACUGUAAGUAUGAUGUAAUAUAUUAUUGAUAUUCUUUUCAAAACACCAAACUUAGAAAUUAUCUUUCCAAUUGCUUACUAAUAAAUAAUAAUACUGACUGAUUAAAAUAGAAUGUUACUGUAAAACACUAAUAUUGUUGGAAGCCCACACCAAGUUUUUAAAUUUACACUGAUUACUGCUAAAAAUAUGUUUCUAAUAAAUGUUAAAAGAUUUUUUAUUUUACAAGUCAUUUGUAAUAUUAAAUUACAAAACACGAAAUUAUAAUUUCACUAAUUAAUUGUAUUAGAAUAAGGAAUAAUAAUCAAUUUUAAUGUUUUUAAAAUUAUUUAUGUCAAAUCUCUUAAAUGAGAUGUAUCUAAGAUAAAUUGCCUUAUUUGACGUAACAUAUGUGGAGUUUGGACGUAAGAAAACUUUUAAUAUUUGAUUUGUUUUAGGUAAAGGUUUUUUAUUCAAAACUAUGUAAAUAUUGCUGUAUUUUACUGGUGUAUUUGUUUGUUUGUUUGUUUUUUUUUAUUUACUUGGGUAGCUUUAUUUACCAAAAACUUAUGGUUUUUGUACUCAUAUGUUAAUAAGUUUAUUAUGAUUAUUUUUAUUUUAAGAACUUUUUUUUUUGCUACCCUAUAAUAUAUUUUUUUUAAUCUAAAAUAAAUUGAUAUUCUCUCAAUAAA